Messenger RNA from Parasteatoda tepidariorum (common house spider), 823 nucleotides. RefSeq names its product Proteasome beta4 subunit (gene Prosbeta4). Lineage: Eukaryota; Metazoa; Arthropoda; Arachnida; Araneae; Theridiidae. Gene Ontology annotation, cellular component: proteasome core complex; nucleus; cytoplasm. Gene Ontology annotation, biological process: proteasomal protein catabolic process. The record is from RefSeq and is a predicted model, not a curated record.
CUCUCAUUCUCCACAUCCGGCAGAGGGCGCUACGAAAAGCCGACACUGACUAAACAAUUUUUUAGGCUGCAUUAUUUUGGAUGAGAGAACAUUUUUGAAAAAAAUAUUAAAAACUUAAUUUUGAAGCAAAUUGAACCUCAUCAAAAUUGAAAUCUGACACUCUAACAUGGAGUGUUUAAUUGGUGUGGCGUGCAAAGACUUUGUCAUUGUAGCCACAGAUAGGAAUAUUGCUCACAGCAUUAUUGUUGUUAAGAAAGAUGAGGACAAGACUUAUAAGCUUGGUGAUCAUUUGCUGAUGUCAGUAUGUGGUGAACCUGGUGAUACUAUUCAGUUUGCUGAAUUUAUUGCAAAAAACAUACAGUUGUAUAAAAUGAGAAAUGGUUAUGAACUUUCUCCCACUGCGGCUGCUAAUUUUACUAGACGAAAUUUGGCUGAUUUCUUAAGAAGCCGGACUCCUUAUGCUGUAAACUUGUUAAUGGCUGGAUAUGACAAAGAGUCUGGUCCAGAAUUGCAUUAUAUUGAUUAUUUGGCCACAUUAGCAAAAGUACCCUAUGCUGCUCAUGGAUAUGGUUCCUUUUUUGUUCUGAGUAUAUUAGAUCGCUAUUACAGACCUGAUAUGAGCAUUGAAGAAGGAAUGGAUCUUUUACGAAAGUGUGUUAAAGAAAUAAAUCAUCGAUUUCUGGUAAAUUUGCCUUCUUUCAAAGUUAAAGUUGUUGAUAAAGAUGGAAUGCGUGAUUUACCUGACUUUUGUCCUUCAAAUGUAUGAAAAGAUUAAGUGUUGUAUUGUACUUUUGAAAUAAACAACUUUUUUAUUUACAUAUUA